UAGACCCAGAAAGACGCUCGGGUUCAGCGUGCUGCGCCUGCGCCGUGAGCCGCUGCCGGGAGCUGUGAGGAGAGCUGGGCGAGCUCGGAAUCCGCCAUGGAUACAUUGACCUAUGAGGAUGUGCAUGUGAACUUCACUCAUGAAGAGUGGGCUUUGCUGGAUCCUUCCCAGAAGAGUCUCUACAAAGAUGUGAUGCUGGAAACCUACUGGAACCUCUCUGCUAUAGGUUACAAAUGGGAAGACUACAAUAUUGAAGAAUAUUAUCAAAGUUCUAGAAGACAUGGAAGGUAUAUCAACUGUCAGUGUGCAUACAACCCAUGUGAGCAUAAGGGAUAUGGAAAGAACCAAUAUACCUCUGUUUCUAAGGGAACAAUUAUAAGAUAUGUAGUAGUCCCCACUGUGAGAAGACAUGAUGACUGUGAUACAAGUUUAUACUCUUACAUUGGAGAAAACCCUUAUGAGUACAAGGAAUAUGGAAAUUCUUCUGUCUGUACUGAUUCACUUUGCACAUGUAGUGUGACUCACAGUAUAAAAAAAUAUUAUGAAUGCAAUCAGUGUUGUAAAACUCUGAGUUCUUCCAGUGCUUUUCAAAGAUUUGAAAAAACUCAUAUGGGAAGAGGAAGUGAUAAACUUGAGUUUUGUACUGAGGACUUUAACCAUCACAGAUAUCUUCAAACAUACAAAACAACCAAUAAUGAAGAGGAUCUCUAUGAAUGUAAUCAACAUGAUAAAGCCUUUAGAUAUGAUUCCUCUAUAAAAGUACAUCAAGGAACUCAUUUGGAAGGAAAACCCUAUGACUAUAAUCAAAGUGAUAAAGUCUCUACAUGUCACAGUCUUCAUCAAAUACAUAGAACUCAUGCUAGAGUGAAAAACUAUGAAUAUCAGCAAUGUGAUAAAGCUUUUGCAAGUCCCAGUUAUCUUCAAAUAUAUAAAAGAAUUUAUACUGGAGAGAAACCCUAUGGAUGCACUCAAUGUGAUAAAGCCUAUGCAUGUUCUAGUUAUCUUCAAAUACAUAAAAGAAUUCAUACUGGAGAGAAACCAUAUGAAUGUAAUCAAUGUGGUAAAGCCUUUAUACAGAAGAGUCAUCUUCACAGGCAUGAAAGAAGUCAUACUGGAGAGAAACCCUAUGAAUGUAAUUACUGUGGUAAAGCCUUUGCACACAAGUAUAAGCUUCUCAUUCAUGAAAGAAUUCAUACUGGAGAGAAACCCUAUGAAUGUAAUCACUGUGGUAAAGCCUUUGCAGAGAAGUGUAAUCUUCUCAGUCAUGAAAGAAGUCAUACUGGAGAGAAACCCUAUGGUUGUAAUCAAUGUGGUAAAGCCUUUGCACAGAAGAGUGAUCUUCGAAGUCAUGAAAGAAUCCAUACUGGAGAGAAACCCUAUGAAUGUAAUCAGUGUAGUAAAGCCUUUGCACAGAAGAGUAAUCUUCGUAGUCAUCAAAGAAUUCAUACUGGAGAGAAACCGUAUCAAUGUAAGCAGUGUGGUAAAGCCUUUGCACAGAAGAGUAAUCUUUUUAGUCAUGAAAGAAAACAUAUUGGGGAGAAACUCUAUCUAUGUAAUCAAAGCGCUAAAGCCUUUGCACUGGAAAAUUUUCUCAGUCAUGAAAGAAUUCAUACAGGAGAGAAAGCCUAUGAAUGUAAUCAAUGUGGUAAAGCCUUUGCAAGGAAGAGUCAUCUUCUCAGUCAUGAAAGAAUUCAUACUGGGGAGAAACCUUAUGAAUGUAAUCAGUGUGGGAAAGCUUUUGCACGUAGCAGUAAUCUUCACAGGCAUGAAAAGUGUCAUACUGGAGAGAAACCCUAUGAAUGUAAUCAAUGUGAUAAAGCAUUUGCACGUAAAACCCAUCUUCAGAGUCAUGAAAGAUGUCAUACUGGAGAGAAACCCUAUGGAUAUAAUCAAUGUGAUAGAGACUUUGCAUGUAACAGUCCCCUUCAAAUAAAGGAAAGUACCUUUAUUGGAGACAGACCAUAUGAAGGUAAUCAAUGUGGUAAAGACUUUUCACAGAACAAUUAUCCUCAUAAUCCUGAAAGAAAUUAUUCUCGACAAAAACCCAAUGAAUGUAGUCAGUGUCGUGAAGUCUUGCCAUGUUGCAUUGUCCUUCAAAAUCAUGAAAAAUUUCACACUGGUGAAAAUCCCCAUGAACCUAAUGAAUGAGUCAAGCCUUGCAGUCCACAUGUUUUUCCCACCGAGCUGUCUCACUGGUGCUUGAGUUAGUAGAGCCUCUCCUUAAUUAAAAUAUUGUCUCUUUCAAGUUGUUAACAUAUUGUAUUCCAAGAAUACAGAAACAUGAUAAUUUCAACAAUAAAAUAUAUUUUCAAAUGAAACUGA
Onychomys torridus (southern grasshopper mouse) is the source of this 2322-nucleotide messenger RNA. RefSeq names its product zinc finger protein 431-like. Gene Ontology annotation, biological process: regulation of DNA-templated transcription. The record is from RefSeq and is a predicted model, not a curated record. The transcript is spliced from 4 exons. The coding region runs from base 97 to 2148 and encodes 683 amino acids. NCBI's taxonomy places the organism in Eukaryota, Metazoa, Chordata, Mammalia, Rodentia, Cricetidae.